Messenger RNA from Symbiodinium natans, 369 nucleotides. Lineage: Eukaryota; Dinophyceae; Suessiales; Symbiodiniaceae. The record is from the annotation of a GenBank genome assembly.
AUGUCCGGCAGCGACAUGUUUCAAGUCGUCGGCUCACUUCGAAAGAAGGAGCGUGACGACCCUGGGCGUGCUUCUUGGUCAACGCUAGCCGAAUAUUUGAAAGUCGCAGAGCAGUGCGAGCAGCCCAAAAAGCGGCUUGCUCCUGAUGCUGGGGUGGGAUUGUUGGCGGAUAGUGAUCGGGAACUGGAUGCCGGCGAAUCCCAUUGCAGUUUGUUGUUCGACGAUGAAGCGCUCGGGUAUCUUGCAGAAAUGAUGUCUCGAUGUGUGCUUGCGAGUUCAAAGCUUGGAGGCUUCGGGGUUCAGUUUCGGGGUUCGGUGUUGACGUGGGGUAUUUGGCGAGGUGGGUUUCUGCAACCAAUGAAGCUGUAG